AUGUAAGAAGACCCUCACCACUUUCACCAAGGUGCUUUCCGAUUGGCAUCCUCUCAACGCAGCCCACCAAUCACGUUGCAGCAAGUGUAAUAAGAGGAAGCAGACCAGGAUGUUGGUGCUGGAGAGGGUGUCUCCUGUGUUUGUGCUGCACUUUGUAGAAGGUCUUCCUGACAACGACCUCUGUGUGUACUCCUUCACCUUCCAGCAGCAGGAAUACUCCGUCACCACAGUCAUACAGUAUGACCAGCAACUCAAGCACUUUGUCACCUGGAUACGCAGACCUGACGGAUCGUGGUUGGAGUUUGACGAUCUGAAGCACCCUAACUGUGUCUCCCACACCCAGCUGGUGGUCCCUCCUAGAGAAAUCCACGUUGUCUUCUGGGAGUUGAAGACCGACAGACCGGACAACCCACAGACACCUUGCUCUCCCCCUGUAUCCCUGACAAGCACUUUACUGAUACACAAAGAACUGCAGCAACCUCCCUUAGCCAAACUCUUUGUCAACGAUGAAUCUCAAGACAUCUCUCAGACGGUCUCUGAUGAUGCGGACACUGACAUGGACACCCCCAUAACUGCUGGCUAUAUUGAUAACGAUAUGGACACAACAUUAAGGAAUAACGUUAACUCUCCCAUCGCCACCGGUUCCACCAGCGUGCUUCAUGGCGUACCGGCUCAGUCCUGUUACCCCAACCUCUCUCUCCCUCUCCUUCACAACGACACAGCCAUUGUCGAGGCACUGGCGGUGUCUGACGAUACCGACAACGACAUCAUGGACACCACGGUAACCACCGGUAACGCUGGUAACUCGUCUAUCAGUAGCACCACACUGCUCGACACCUUCGAGGGCCUCUCCCACGAUGACAUUGUCACCCUGACGCUCGUAGAGGUCAGAGUUGACUCUGAUGGGAGGCCGUUGGACGACAACAAUGUCUCCCUGGCUCCCAGGCAAAAUGGAGACCUCAGUCCUCCUCUACCUGCUCCUACACCUGAGGCCGAGAACCCCGCACCUGCCCAUGAAACGCCCCCUGAAACAGAUGUUGUCAUCAUCAAAAGGCCAUCGUCCCCUGAUACGGCCAGUGGGUUUCUCCUUGACAGCAGUGACGGUCCUUCUGAGCCCGACUCUGAAAAGCCCACUCCUCCGUGUCCUCCCAAGCUCAGAAGGGGCAGAAGCACCAGCAAUAAGGCCAAAAUGAUGGCAUCCAACACUACAGUUGCACCAGCAGCUAAGGUGGUCACAACAACACCACCAAGAACAGCUACACCAAUCGCACUUCCUGGAAACUGUGGUGGAAUAAUCCUGCCCUCAGUUGUAUCUAUGAUGUCACCAUCAUAUGUGGAACCCAGCACCCUCACAUCAGAGGCCCCUACUCCUCCCUCUCCCCCGCCCCACUCCGAACCCGCUGCUACCUCCAUCUCUCUGCAGAGCAAACCCGGCCUUCCUCCACCCCUGGACCCCAACUCUCGCUGGUCCUACCUGCUUAGCCUCCACCCCACCUCCAUCCCCAAUCCCCCAAGAACCCAGAGUCAUUUCAACCACUCAACACCCAACCGGUUCCAGCAGCUUUCACAGAGCUGGCAGACCCCAAGGAUGGCUCCCCCCAACCCAGACGCCAGGCUGAAGAAGCCUCCGCCUCUACCCAAACCCAAACUAAGUAAGGUGGACAACGAGGCCCUGCCGGUGAAGGCUGCCGAGAUGUACGGAGGGUUCCAGGCCAGAAGCAGGAUCGUAAAUAUAAACAUAAACAGUCCCUCCAAGACUUCACCUCCCACCCAGCUUCUCUCUCAAAGAAUUGACCCUCAAAAUGGACCCUGGAAGAUACCAAGUCAACAUGCCGCCCUCGUCUCGCGAAAACCCCUUAUCAACCACACUACUUCAGCAGUGCCUAUUGUGACAUCACUUCCUCCCUCUCCAGGAGUCACGGAGCUCCCUAAAAUCUCUUCCUCCAGGAAACACAGCCCAGGCGGUCAGGUCAGUGAGACCGAUGCCCUCAGGUACAAGCUGCUGAAGAAGCUGAAAGCCAAGAAGAAGAAACUAGAGAAGCUGAAUCAGAUGCUGGGUUACCAGGGGGGUGUGGGAGGACGGGGGGAAGUAACCUGCACACCAGACAUCACUGAUCGGAGUCCUUCCCACACCGUGAGCUCUAGUACCUCUGUCUAUGACAGUCCCGCAUACGACCAGUUCUUUGCCGACCUUCUGUCGCCGGCGACGACCGCCAGCAACCUAUCGCCGGACAGCACAGGCUUCCUGGAGAUGCUGACCACCAAUGGGCAAGAAGGGGGCGGGGACUUGGCGUGUGGGAGGAAUGGUAUUAGUGGAGCCUCAAAGGUGGUGACACCUGUGAUCUUGCCUACGGCCAAUCACGGUGUAGUAGUGCCACAGCCUGGUCUAGCCGAGCCAAUCACGACCUCUGGUGAGAACUUCCUGGAAGAGUUCAUAUCAGGGUCGGCCAAUCAGCAGACGGAGAUGGAGACUGAUACCCUCAGUGCUCUCGACCUGUUCUUUUAGGCUCGUUAACUACAGGUCUAGGAUCUGCUAACAACUCUUCACCCAACCCCUAAGCUUAAACGUUAGGGGAAAUGCAAAGCUGACCUCAGAUCAGUGGCUAAGGCUACGUCUCAAAUGGCAUGCUAAUCCCUAUAUAGAGCCUCUGGUCAAAAGUAGCACCAUGGAGAUCCUAUUAAAUUAAACCAUUGUAAUUCCUAAUUAUUAUGAGUAGUGCACUAUAUAGGGAGUAGUGUGGCAUUUUGGACACAUACAGACAGUAGGAGAAACUACAUGCUACUAUUCCUUUCAGUCGGGAGAAUAUGUGUGUGUGUGUGUGUGCUUGGUAUCAAUGGGUUGUUCUGUUCUGGAUAGCAUGUGUUACAUGAAGCGGAAUCAAACGGCCAUUUUAAAGGGAGCGUUCACCUAAAUUACAAAGUGACAUAUUGGUUUUCUUACCCUGGAAGCAGUCUAUGGACAAGGUAUGAUAGCAAAUCCAUGCUUUGGUUUAGUUUCCCUGGCACUGUUUCCACGCGCUAACAUUUUAGCAUUUGUGGCACAAAUCCCAUUCAAGUCAUGGGACCGAUAUUGUUUUCUAUGCAUCCUGUUCAAAUCAUAUUUAAGUGACUGUUUAGAUUCACAAUCAAUUUUAGAUCAUUUUGGAUGGUUAGGACAGGAUGCAUGAAAAAUGCUAAUAUCAGUCCCAUGAAUGGGAUUUCUGACACAAAUGCUAAAACGUUAGCAUAUGGAAACAAUGCCAGGGAAACUUAACCAAAGCAUGGAUUGCUGUCAUCCAUAGAUUGCUUACAGGGUGAGGAAACCAAUGCGUCAUUUUGUAAUUUGGGUGAACUAUCCCUGUAACUCUGGUAAGCACUCGGAUAUCGCUCAUGUAUUUUUUUGGUUUACCAAGAAUGUUGAAGUUGAACAUGGAGUAAUGUUAAUACUCACUGAGGCUUUGUCUUGAAUGGCACCCUAUUCCCUACAUAGUGCCCUACUUUUGACUAGGGUCUAUAGGGAUCUGGUCAAAAGUAGUGUACUUUUUAAAGGGAAUWGGGUGCCAUUCGUGAUGGAACCAUAGUACUUACAGGUUCUGAGGCUUUAAGGGAGAUUAAAAAUGGAGGUUGUUUGAGUAUUCUGGGAAGUUAAUAGACCCAAUUAUUUGACACAGYAAAAUCUCCUGAAGACGACAUAUGCUGUUUUUGUUUGCCUCUUUUAUUUUCGUUUGUCUGAAUUACUUGAAAACCUGAAAACUAGGAUAAAAAGCCUGACAUCUAUGAUAAAAAUAUGUUUGUGUUUUAAAGGGUGGUUCGAUCUCUUAUCUUUUGAAUGUAUUUUUUGUAACAAAAAGUGUGACAGAGUUCUAAAAUGUUGUACUGAAUCAGAUACUGUAUGUAAUUCUAAUAAAAUCUUAUUUACAUGGAUA
Messenger RNA from Salvelinus sp. IW2-2015, 3905 nucleotides. RefSeq names its product ubiquitin specific peptidase like 1 (gene uspl1). The record is from RefSeq and is a predicted model, not a curated record. Gene Ontology annotation, cellular component: Cajal body. Gene Ontology annotation, biological process: protein desumoylation; Cajal body organization. NCBI's taxonomy places the organism in Eukaryota, Metazoa, Chordata, Actinopteri, Salmoniformes, Salmonidae. Gene Ontology annotation, molecular function: SUMO binding.